This is a messenger RNA of Cynara cardunculus var. scolymus (artichoke), 974 nucleotides long. RefSeq names its product protein RER1A-like. Lineage: Eukaryota; Viridiplantae; Streptophyta; Magnoliopsida; Asterales; Asteraceae. Gene Ontology annotation, biological process: retrograde vesicle-mediated transport, Golgi to endoplasmic reticulum; protein retention in ER lumen. The coding region runs from base 153 to 749 and encodes 198 amino acids. Gene Ontology annotation, cellular component: Golgi membrane. The transcript has 4 exons. The record is from RefSeq and is a predicted model, not a curated record.
AGAUCUGUGAAUUAUCGGCAAACUCCUUUUUUUCCCCCUCUGACGCUUCUCAUCUUGCAACGCGGAUCCCAUUUUCUCCUCCACCGACUUCCCCUCCGACCGAUCUCUCUGACUCCUUCACCGUCAUCGGAGGGUUCUGAGGCUAAAUUUUCAUGGAGGGUGUUGGAGGUGGUGAUAGUGCAUCCGCAGCGACUUUAGAUCAAUGGAGGCAGUUUUCGAGGCUUUUUCAGUUUUACUUGGAUAAAACUACUCCACAUGCUGUCUAUAGAUGGAUUGCCACAGGAGCUUUAGUGUUUCUGUAUGUACUGAGAGUUUAUUACGUGCAAGGGUUCUACAUUGUUAGUUAUGGUCUGGGAAUCUAUAUACUGAACUUGUUGAUUGGGUUUCUAUCACCACUGGUUGACCCCGAGCUGGAACCUUCAGAUGGCCCCCUGCUACCUACAAAAGGAUCCGAUGAAUUCAAGCCGUUUAUCAGAAGGCUGCCUGAGUUCAAGUUCUGGUAUGCGAUCACAAAGGCUUUCAUCAUAUCGUUCUUGAUGACCUUCUUCUCGAUGUUUGAUGUGCCUGUCUUUUGGCCAAUACUACUUUGUUACUGGUUUGUGUUAUUUGGUCUCACCAUGAAGCGUCAAAUCAUGCACAUGAUCAAAUACAGAUACGUUCCAUUCAAUAUCGGAAAGCAGAAAUACGGUGGUGGUAAGAAAUCUUCUGCAGGUAGCAGCAGCAGCAGCAGCGGGUCGCGAGCAGACUGAAAGUUGAGCUAGCAAGCGAGCCGGUGGAGAAGAGGAAAUGUAAACAAAAAAAUUGAAAGCAUUUGAAAAAGGAUGGUAUGGUAAUAGAGGGGGGGUGUAGAUUAUAAAAUGAUAUAUGAUAUGAUAGAGACAGAGACAGAGAUUGUAUUCAUGUACACAAACAUGAGAGUGAGAAAACGAUGAUCGUGUAUUACUUGCACCUCAUUUACGCAUUUAUUCUGCUCU